AGGGUGUGUGUGUGUGUGUGUGUGUGAGGGGGAGUGCGAGCCCACGCUUCAGAGGCAGUGUGAUGGUGCGUGUGUGAGGGAGUGUGUGUUCUCUCCUACCGGUGGAUAGAAUCAGUCUCUCUCAGAGUCGUGUUUCUCGCCUACCUAUUAUUUUCUGACUUGCUCUCUUUCUCACAUUUUCUCUUUCCUUCUCUCCCUCUUUCUUUCUCUCUCUCUGCAGGACUCCAAGCAUCCUCCCUUACCCAGAUCAUUGCAGACAAAAUCGCAGAAAGAUAGCUGCCCCACCUCGCCAGGUGUAACCAGGAGGUUUUCCUCAUCAGUCCUCUGAUUCCUACCAUUGUGUUCAGAAGUGGUUAAGUCGAUUAGCAACUCAUCAGUGUCUAGUUGUCAUGGCAGACAGUCGGCAGCCCGAGGACAACAGCUCCUCUCACUGGGCCCCUCCCACUAACGGAGCCCAGGACCAAUCAGCUGCCCUCGCUGGCCACGGAGAGAACGGCUACUCCUCCUACAGAGAGAACGGCUAUCACGGAGGACACACGGCGACAGCAGAGCAAGUGUCAGCCCAUAUAGUUGAGGAGGUGACAGCAGAGGCGGUGGCAGUGCUCAAGCAGGAGCAGGAGCAGCAGGACUCUACUAGGAGACUGCCCUCAGUGGAGGACUCUGUCAACCUGCCUCCCUCCCCUCCCCCUUCUCCAUCGGCAGAGCAGAUCGGACCCAUGGAGCAAGAGGAGAGGCUAGAGGUUGUCCCUACUUCCCCUGAGGAGGAGGAGGAGGAGGUUACCCAAGUCCAAGCAGCUCCUGAGGAGGAGCAUCCAGGUCAACAGGGGGAGGAUUCUGAUCAGCAGCCCACAGACAUGCUCUUAGAGCAGGUUAAUAUUGUAAGCGAGCCCCAGGCUUUGCCCUGUCCGCAGGCCGAGACUCAUAAAGUCCUCAACGGGGGAAGAAGCCAUCAGGCUGAGUUGGAUAAACCAUCAGAGGAAGACCUGCCGGUGAACCCAGAGAAGCCUCGUUCCGACAAUCCUGCCAUGGCAGAGGAGCACCCACAGGGGGCACUGCCACCGCAGAGCCCGGUGGCCGCCACCGCAGAGACAGAAACACCCGAGGGAGCAGAGAGCACCGUGUCCAUCACUGAGUCCUCCUCUGGUUCCCCCCAAAACAAAUCUUUAACAGAUCCUACCCCCACAGAACCCGAGAAGACAGUUCAGCCUUUAGUGGAACCAGAAAAGGGGCAAGGGACUGGAAGUACCACUAGUGUGGUUCCUGAGAUAGAAUACAUCCCGGAGCCCAAGACCACAGCUGAGAAACAGCCCUCGGUUGAAGAGCUCGACUCAGUUCCUCUUUCAGUUGUAUAUGAGCCCCUGAAAGAUUACAUUGAGGAAGAGGAGGAAAAUGAUGAUUAUGUUACACCCAGUAAGUCAGCAAACUUUGAAAGCGUCCGUGAGGAGAAAGAGAUCAAAUCGGAGAAAACUGAGAAAAGAAUGCUGAGUCUAGGACAAUCGACCGCCAGGCCAUUGUCAUUUGAGACUGAGAAGAUUGAAGAUACUCCUCAAAGUAAUAUCAGUGAGGGAGAAAACCCAAAGGCACACAUAUCCGCUCCAGACGGUCUAAAAGACAAGCAGAGUUCGGAAGAUAAGUCGGGAGUUGCUUCAAAAGAUGAGUCAGGUAUGACGGCCUACUUUGAGACCUCUACACAAAGGGAUACUGAAGAACCAGGAGAACAUGCUGAGGGUUACUAUGAGCUCAGUGCUGUCAGCCAGAAGAAGCCCUCAGAGAAGGUUCUGGAGGCCGAUUCAAAAAUUAAAAUAAGCCAUUCAGCACCAGAACAGACAGAAUCCAGCACAACGUUGACGAGUGACAGUGCCAUGGACAAACUAGAGGAUCUCCCUAAGAGGAAGGAUGCGUGUACUAGGCUGUCACCAGGCAAAUUGUCAUUGGAACAGAGAAGUCUCUCCCUGAAUUUUACUAUUGGCUCAAUGGGUCAAGCAGGAGAGCAAAACCAGUCAAAGCUCUCAUCUCUUACAGAGAUCUCUUCCGGAAGCCUUGACGAAACCACAGGCUACCUUCCUGUAACCACCCCAUUAGUAACAUUAGAGAGACAGUUCCUUCCUGUGACUCCAGAGAUAGCUAUCCCAGUCCCUACCACUGAAGCCGCCACUGAUCCACCUGAAGACACCACCUCCACCACCUCCAAGACAACGAGCUCUCCAAAGUUGUCACUCUCACCCAUGAAGCAACACUACACUAAUUUGAACGACCCAUUCAAUGACCUUCCUGAGAUGCUGGACCUAGCCGGUGUUAAUCCCAAACCCACCCUGGAGAAGAGGGAGCUGGACCAGCAUAACAGAAGGAGGUCGGUCCCUGCCUGUCCGUCUGCUGCUCUGGUGGGCAGUUCUCUGGCCAAGCUGGUACUGGGGAACCAGCAGACGCCCAAGGUGGUGGAUGGAGGAGAGAGCCAGCAGGAGGAGCGUGGUUACUGUGUGUUUAGUGAGUACUCUGGUCCCAUGCCCUCGCCUGCCGACCUGCACAGCCCAGUGGGCUCCCCACACCAACGGUUUCCCACAGUGACCGAAGGGGACAGUGACGAGGAACUGGGAGCCAUUGCGGAAGAGGGCGAGCAAAAGGUGGCACCGCAAAAACCAAACCAGGCAGAGGAUUCGGUUGGAGGAACGGUUAAGCCAACUUUGGUGCUUGAAAGAGCUGUCACGGCAGGUGUCAAACCGGAUCGUCUGAGGAUCCCUGUGGCUCCAUCCAAAGACAAACUGACAGAGUUCCGACUUGAGAGCGGUCUUCCUGGGGACAUCAAAACCCAAGCCAUUCCUGAGGUGGAGUUGGAGCAGGACCUCUCCAGAGAAGCGUCCCCCAUCCCACCAGACUUCGCAUUUACUUUCGGCACUGAGGCGAAGGACGCCAAGCUUCGUGCGACCCCUGAGUCUCCAGCAAAAAAGGCUGCCACUGUGGAGGGAACCAAAGCUGAGGAAACCACAGCGGAAGUCAAAGCAGAGGUGGCGUCAGCAAGGAUUGGGAAGAGUCAGAAGACUGGUCAUGAAAAGCCAGAGAUGGAGGAAGUGGAGGAGAACUCAGACCCAGACCAUCAGGACGCUGUUGAAGACGUACAGCCAAAGGAUGUUCAAGGACCAGAGAGAGAAAAGAAAGAAAGACCCGUGACAUCAUCACCAGAAUCAUUAGUGGAGAUCAUCAAUGCGCAGGAGAAGAAGCGUGAAAGCGAACCAGAGGCGUCAACAGUACCAGCGGAGGCUGCCGUUCCAAAAGAAGAGGGCAAGACCAAAGCCGAAGAAACAUCACCAACACCCUCUAACGUGAGCACUGCGGAAGUGGAGGAAGCCACAGAGCAACAACAAGAGAAAAGUCCAGAGAAAAGGGUUUCUGUAAGUUCUCCAGUUAUAGUCAUACCUCAGGCACAGGUUGAGGAAGAGGAGGAAGACGAUAUAGAAGUAGCUGAGGAAGUCUUGGAGGAGGUUGAAGGCCCUCCUGUACUGCUCAAGGAGAAAGAGCAGGAGAGUCACCCUGUGGAGAAGCAGGAGGAGAUGGCAGAAGAGGUGAGGGUGGUGGAUGGGGCAGAGGAGGUGAUUGUUGAAAAUCCUAAAGACUUGGAGAUUACUGUUUCUGCGGAUGACGAAUCAUGUGAUGCUACUGCCCCAACCAUUGAUGAAGGGGAUUAUGCCGAUCACAUCUCUCAUCUAUCUGCCUGCUCUGACAAAGACCAGCCACAAACCCUCGACGGACAGGAGGAAGAGAAGAAUGAAGUGGAGGAUAAAGAAGGGGUGGUGCUGCAGGAGGAGGAGGAGUCCGGUGAGGUGGGGCAGGAGACGGAGACCUCAGACGUACUGCAGAGCCAGACCGACGAGACCACCACUCACGACGAGACCACCAUGGAUGUCUCCAUGUUAGACACCGACAGUGGCUGGGUGGACUCUCAAGGUAAUGAUGACAGAAGCCUAAUGACAGAGCAGAUUGAAGCUCUGCCCAAAACACAGAGUCCUGUCAAGACUCCCCUGGUAGAGAGACCCUCUAAUAAACGACCCCCCGGCAGAGGACAGGGGCGCGUCUCCACCCCCGAGCGCAAACCCACCCGCAGAGAGCCCAUCAGUCGUCGUCCGAAGGAGGAGGAGAAGAAGAAGAAAGCGGGGACGAAGAGAACUGAACAGUGUAAGGUAUCAGUCCUCCAGAGUCGCUCUCCCACUCGGAGGAGUGUAGUCAAAGCUGCUACAUUCAGACAAUCUAGACCUGCUUCGCACCACGGCUCUGCUAGAUGCAAGCCACCAGCCAUGGAGGACCGGCAGCCUCUUAAUGUGGCCCACCAAUCCCGGGAAAGGACCUCUAGCCUCACACGCACUGCCUUAAAAAACCAUCGACUAACCAGGGGGCUAGAGGACCUGUCUCCCAGGCCCAACUCUGCAUGCUCCCACACUAAAAGCAAACCCUUAGUGGAGGCGGAUUUAUGCGGGCCACGCCCCUCCUCCGCAUGCUCGGGAAGAAACUCCCCCUCCCCCUCACUGCAGAGGCGGGGGCGGAGGGAAGAGAAGGAGGGUACCUACCGGAGCCCAGAAAAGAGGUCCUCUCUGCCCAGGCCUGCCUCCUCCCUGCCCCGCCGUGCCCCCCCAGCAGAGCAGGACAACACCAGCCCUGCACCCCGCAGGCCCACCUCGAUUCAAACUGAGCCCAGAGGGGAGCACAGGUCUGGGAGGUCCCCUAGUAUCGCAGCCGGCACAAACUCGUCGGCUCGUUCCCGUUCGGCCCGGAGCGGAGCCUCCACCCCCCACACCCCCGGCUCCACAGCGGUCACCCCAGGCACCCCACCCAGCUACUCCUGCCGCACCCCUGGGAGUCGCACCCCCGGCAGCCACACACCCAAGUCUCUCAGCCUCCUCACUCAGGAGAAGAAGUUUGCUGUGAUCCGCACGCCGCCCAAGUCACCCUCCACCACUCCCAAGCAGCUGCGCGUCCUCAACCAGCCCCUGCCCGACCUGAAGAACAUCAAGUCCAAGAUCGGCUCCACAGACAACAUGAAGUACCAGCCCAAAGGUGGACAGGUCUUCAUUCCAAGUGUUAAACUGGACUUUAGCCAUGUCCAGUCUAAGUGUGGCUCCCUGGACAAAAUCCAGUACGCACCCACCGGGGGAAACGUCCACAUCACCACCAAGAAGAUAGACCUGAGCCACAUCACCUCCAAAUGUGGAUCAAUGUCCAACAUCCGUCACCGGCCAGGGGGUGGUAACGUGCGUAUUGAGAGUGUGAAGCUGGACUUCAAGGACAAGGCCGAGGCCAAAGUGGGCUCACUGGCCAACGCCAGUCACACCCCCGGGGGAGGACAAAUCAUGAUCGAGAGCCACAAGCUGACGUUCCGUGACACAGCCAAGGCGCGCGUGGACCACGGGGCAGACGUGAUCACCCUGUCCCCAGGCGGCACGGGGGGCACAUCCCCCCACCGUCUCAGCAACGUGUCGUCCACUGGCAGCCUCAACCUCCUGGACUCCCCCCAGCUGUCCACACUGGCCCAGGACGUCACCAUGGCCCUGGCCAAGCAAGGCUUAUGAGCCCCCUGUCUCCUCCAUCACGCCCUGGUUCCUGGUCCUUCAUAACCCCUGGACCUCCUGGAUUCCUUAGACCCCCUGGUCUUAACAACCCCCUUCAACAUUACUCCGUCGGCCCUCCACUGCAACAACCCUUCACCAUCGUCACCCAAGAUUA
Coregonus clupeaformis (lake whitefish) is the source of this 5709-nucleotide messenger RNA. Its product is annotated as microtubule-associated protein 2. Gene Ontology annotation, biological process: microtubule cytoskeleton organization; neuron projection development. NCBI's taxonomy places the organism in Eukaryota, Metazoa, Chordata, Actinopteri, Salmoniformes, Salmonidae. Bases 390 to 5555 code for a protein of 1721 amino acids. Gene Ontology annotation, molecular function: microtubule binding. The record is from RefSeq and is a predicted model, not a curated record. Gene Ontology annotation, cellular component: neuron projection. The transcript is spliced from 19 exons.